This is a messenger RNA of Cottoperca gobio, 7974 nucleotides long. It is a transcript of the gene slc6a9, whose product is annotated as solute carrier family 6 member 9. Gene Ontology annotation, cellular component: plasma membrane. The transcript is spliced from 15 exons. The record is from RefSeq and is a predicted model, not a curated record. Gene Ontology annotation, biological process: neurotransmitter transport; amino acid import across plasma membrane; sodium ion transmembrane transport. The coding region runs from base 858 to 2630 and encodes 590 amino acids. NCBI's taxonomy places the organism in Eukaryota, Metazoa, Chordata, Actinopteri, Perciformes, Bovichtidae. Gene Ontology annotation, molecular function: amino acid:sodium symporter activity.
CCCGGCUGUGACCGAAGAAGGACGGAAGACUGAGGUGACGCAACUUUCAAAUAAGCAAAUAUUGGCGGAAUAAAAUAGACCCCAGCACACUCAAGGCAACAAACCAGAGUGCAUCACAUCCAUGCCACGCAUAGAAAAGUUUCUGGAUUAGGGCAGAAUUAACACAAAGCAGCGACGCCACUCCAGCUACACUCGCAAGCAACGCAGAAGAGGCACGAGGGGGGACUGAGACACUCGAGCGAACGCCACCUCAGAAAACUUCAAACUCCGAUAGCGAGAGAGGCAGACGAGUCCAUCCCAGAGAGAGGGAGAGAGAGACAGAGAGAGAGGCAGAGAGACGGCAGCAGAGAGGCAGGGGAUCUUUGCCGAAAAGGUCCUGAAGGAUGGAAGAGAAGCAGUUUGCCGGUAUCCUGCUCUAUAGCUCCUGCGGUGCUUGUCCUAUUGUGAACCUCAACCCUGUGAAGUUCUCUCUCUCUCUCCUCACCGCCCGUCCCAUCACUUAUUUCAUCAUGUCAUCACUUCACUUCUCUUAUCAUAUCUUCGUCUCGACUGUUCGGCUCUCCACUCGUAGCUUUUUCUCACGUGAACCGCUCAGGAGGGAAGAGAACGUCAGGCCUAUCGAUGCUUCCUUCAGUUCAAAGCCCCCGUUCACAGUCAGGCGUCCCAUCACGGGCAUGCUGAGCUAACGAGAGAACGGAGCAGUUCCAGGCGAGCCGGUGAAGAAGGAUGAAAACUCUCGGAGAGGGAACUGGGGCAACCAGAUUGAGUUUGUCCUCACCAGCGUGGGCUAUGCUGUGGGCCUGGGCAAUGUCUGGAGGUUUCCCUACCUCUGCUACAGAAAUGGAGGAGGUGCCUUCAUGUUACCAUACUUCAUCAUGCUGGUGUUCUGCGGCAUCCCUCUCUUCUUCCUCGAGCUGUCCUUCGGUCAGUUCGCCAGCCAGGGGUGUCUGGGAGUAUGGAAGAUCAGCCCCAUGUUCAAAGGUGUGGGCUAUGGCAUGAUGGUGGUGUCCACCUACAUUGGAAUCUAUUACAACGUGGUCAUUUGCAUUGCCUUCUACUACUUUUUCAUGUCCAUGACAAACUUGCUGCCGUGGACGUACUGCAACAACCCCUGGAAUACACCGGACUGCAGCGGAGUGCUGGGCAGCGGCAAACAGUUCAACGCCACCCUGGCUAACGCUACCACGAGCCUGGUAGCAGGGGUGACCGAGGUAGUCAACCGCACCAAGAGGACCAGCCCCAGUGAGGAGUACUGGAAACACUAUGUGUUGAACAUCUCUGAUGGUAUUGGGACCUUUGGAGAGGUCCGUCUCCCUAUCCUGGGCUGCCUGGCUGUGUCCUGGUUUGUCGUCUUCCUCUGUCUCAUCAGGGGCGUUAAAUCCUCUGGAAAGGUGGUGUACUUCACAGCCACAUUCCCCUAUCUGGUUUUGACCAUCCUGUUCAUUCGUGGCAUCACCCUGGACGGAGCCAUCAACGGCAUCAAGUACUACCUGACUCCACAGUGGCAGAAGGUCCUCGAUGCGAAGGUGUGGGGAGAUGCAGCGUCACAGAUCUUCUACUCUCUGGGCUGUGCAUGGGGCGGUCUCAUUACCAUGGCUUCCUAUAACAAGUUCCACAACAACUGUUUCAGAGACAGCAUCAUCAUCAGUAUAACCAACUGUGCGACCAGCGUGUAUGCCGGCUUCGUCAUUUUCUCCAUCCUGGGCUUCAUGGCACACAACCUGAACGUCCCCGUGUCAGAGGUGGCCGACCACGGCCCGGGUCUGGCCUUUGUGGCCUACCCAGAAGCCCUCACUCUGCUCCCCAUCUCACCUCUCUGGUCAAUGCUCUUCUUCUUCAUGCUCAUCCUUCUUGGACUGGGGACUCAGUUCUGUCUGCUGGAGACUUUGGUGACGGCCAUUGUCGAUGAGAUCGGUACAGACUGGAUCAUCAGGAACAAGACUGUUGUCACACUGUCGGUGGCCAUAGUUGGAUUCUUACUUGGAGUGCCACUGACGACACAGGCAGGAAUCUAUUGGUUGCUACUGAUGGACAACUAUGCUGCUAGUUUCUCAUUGGUCAUCAUCUCCUGCAUUAUGUGCAUCUGCGUCAUGUAUGUUUACGGCCACAAGAACUACUUCAGAGACGUUGAGAUGAUGCUGGGCUUCCCUCCUCCUCUCUUCUUCAAAGUGUGCUGGAGAUUCAUCUCCCCCGUUAUUAUCUCAUGCAUCAUGAUCUUCACAGUGAUCCAGUACAAGCCCAUCACCUACAAUAACUACACGUUUCCCAACUGGUCUCUGGGUGUCGGCUUCUGCAUGGCUAUGUCCUCAGUGCUCUGCAUACCCAUCUAUGCCCUCUACAAGAUCUCAAGGUCCCCAGGAGCCACCUUCAGAGAGCGGUUGAAGUUCGCUUGCCGGGCAGAUCCAAAGUGGGGCCCCGCCCUGCAGGAACACCGGACAGGCUGCUACGCCCCCCUGGUCUCCGAAGACACUGUGGAGUCUCGUCCCCUCAAGGAGAAGGAGGAGCUGAAGGAGGAGCUGAGGGAAGAGCUGAAGGAGGACGAGACUGAGAGGAAGGAUGAUAUCAGCCUCACCAUCCAGGGAAGCAACGGCUCCACCAACACACACAACAGCCCCAACCCCAGCGCAUAGACGGCACCCUGCUCUGUCAGCACUACAGGGGCGCUGCCAUCCUGGGCCCCACCAUUUCUUCUUUCUCUUACCUCCGUUCUCCUCCAUCCUCACCCCACUUUCCCACAGUCCUCUGUGGGGGAGAUCCCAUUCACUGGAGACCUUUACAUAUUGUAAGGGCUUAUUAUAUCUAUCCUAACCUCUUCUAUCUAUCUGUGUGUCGUCUCUAGAUAAACGAAGAAAAAAAAAAAAGGAAAAAAUUGGGUCAUCAUCCAAAAGAUUUGUGUGUAUGUUAGUGUGUGUGUGUGGGUGGGUUGUUAAUUUGUUACACAUAAUUUAAUAAUGCAGUUUGUUUUUCCUUUCACUUUUUGUAAAACUUGUACAUGUCAUCUUCAUAUGCAGUUAGAGGUACAGUAAAUUGUGACGCUGCACGUGUUUGUUUUGUGCAUGCAGCAACAUAGAGACACACACUGUUCUCCUUUAUUCUGUUAGCUGGGUCUGUUUGGGGAUCAGUGACUUCCUAGCAGCGGUGGUUUGGCAGCCGUAGACUUGCGAAGCGAUACAGUGGUGCUGUAAUAAAGAGGAGCAGGGUGAACUGUGCCUGAACUGGCCAUUUGCAGUUUGAUGAUGCAGGAAGAUGGAAGGGAAAAGAGGUGGAUACACUCUUUUACACCCACACACUCACACUAAUGUACAUUUUACAGCACACAGUAACCUCAACCAUAGUUGAUCUCAGCUUAAGCCUGUUGUUAUUUUAUGCUGCUUCUUCUUUAAAAAGUUCCACAGAGCACACAUAUUUAACACCCGAGAUGGCGACUGACACUUAGGGCUGAUUAUCUGUGGAAAUCUCCUCCAUUUGUAACUUCUUUUCCACUAAAGCUGCUUAAACUUUGGAAACUCAGCAGAGGAAUAUCAGUUCACUUAAACGGUGCUGUACUCUCUGCCUCCACAUUCACACACACACGUACACACUCAUAAGCAUUUGUUUCCAUUUGACGGAAGACGUCCCAGUGCCCAUUUCUCAGGGUCCAAGCGAAGUAAAACUUUGUGGUUUCUUGUUGUUCCUUGCCUGUGGACACCUUGUCUCGACUAAGGUGGCCUGUUAAGAUUAUAGGGAACGAAACCACUUAACUUUCCCCGCUGUUGAAAAACAUCUAUACAUACACACAAAAUAGAUGCAACUCUGUAUACAGGAGUGAUAUCUCUCCUUAAGUCUUCCAGGCAUUCUUUUUGAGCGAAAUGCAUCUUCGGAUGUCGUCUGUGAACGAGGAUCCAGGCUAGAGGACGUAGCUAGGUAUGUCGUUGUCUGUGUCUCCCGUGGGUCGUAGCAAUCUGCCCCAUUAAGGCAUGUUACCAAAAACAUUACCUGAGUUACCUGAGUCCUGCACAUGUUUUUGGUAACAUAUAUACUGUAUAUCUCAGAAAGACUGGUAUGGUGUCAGUCUCUUACAGUCAGUGGAACCUUUAAUGUAUUUACAGGCAUUUGUUUUAAAGCUCUGAGCCAAGCUGUGCUGUGACUGCUGGAGAGACAGAGAGCAGAGAGAGAUGCAGCUUGUUUCCAGAAGAAUACAGAAUAAAAAAAUCUUAAAUGAAUGAUGUAGAUUUAAAUGUAGCUGUAUAGUAUCGUUUUCUCAGUAGAAUUCUCCUUCUUACCUCUCAUUAUUGUAAAGUAACUUAGUAAAUAAUUAUAAAGACAGCAUAUGUUUAUUUUGUAAAAAAAAAAAAAAACUACAGAAUCAUAAUUAACCAUGUUUACCAUUCCUCAUCUUUGACUUGAUUUGUUGUGGUUUUGUUGUGGAGGGUGUGAUAGGAGAGAGAGGGGUCUCUUUAGCAUGCACAGUCGGGUCUCCCAAAAGUCUCUGAUUGGAAAGCAUACAGGACAUCUUCUGUGGUCGCAGAGGUUUAUGGCGGUCUAAAUAUGGAACAAAUAGAGGAACAGAGGUGUGUUUUUUGUCAUCUAGACAGAUCACACGUUCCUUUGUCUUUUCAUCCUAAGAUGCUUUGUUGGACGCCUGCUCAGGUGAUAGUGAGAUGCUUUUAGCUUCACAGGCAGGGAGGAUUCUUGGGAUUGUAUCAGGUCUGGCUGUAAUGUUUCUUCACAUUGUAGUUUCAGUGUUUCAUUCUUUGUGAGCUGUCAAAGCUUCAAUAAUAUUGAAGAAGUUUAGAGAACUAGAUGGCUAUGAUACCAGUAUUAGCAUGGAACAUAUUAUACAAAAUAUACAAAAUCGUAUGUUAUAUAAAGCAUGUUUACAUGAAGAGAGACUUAAAGGAAUAUAAUACUCUUAUUAUCUUUCUUGCUGAGAGUUAGCUGAAAAGAUUGAGAUAUUACUCGCAUGUAUCUAGGGUAAAUAGGAAGCUGGAGACAGCACCUGUUUAGCUUAGCUUAGCAUAAUGAUGAGAUGGGGGAAGCAGCUAGCAAAGGUAAUCAAAUCUGCCUCCAGAAGCUCUGACGCAAACUAAUUAACAUGUUUUAUCUUGUUUGUUUAAUACGCACAAAAAUAUCUGCUGAUUGCCUGGCAACUGGUCCCGACCAAGACAUAGUAUGGCAUGUAACUCCGCGGUAAUUUGGCAAAUCGUUGUUUUGACUUUUGUGUAUGACUUAAACAAAACAAAAGUUAUAAUGUGUUAAUUAGAAAGCUUCAAAUGUGAUGGUUGGUUGAUUUUAUUUUAUUCAAAACUUUAUGCUAAGCUAACCAGCUUCAUAUUUAGCGUACAGACAUGAGAAUGGUGUCAAUCUAAUCAUCUAACUCUAAGGACAAAGCAAAAAAUCGUAUUUCUGUAAUUCUUAUAUGUCCAUGCGUAUCAGGCUUGUCAACAAUUUUCAGAAAAAUUGAAGCACAAUUCAAUCUGCACAAUCUUUCUUUUCUUUCACCCGUAUUUCCCACAAUUAUGUCAUUAGAAGAGGAGAGUGAUUUUUUAACAUGACAGUGCAGUUGCUCCACUAAUCCACAAGAUGGGGUGAUGCUAACACUCAGAGUAGUAAAGGCACAACAGAGGUGUUACUGUGAACAAAAUACAAAAAGCCCAAUGGACACUAGAAAAUGUUACAUGUCAAGAAAGCAACAAUGAGAGAGGUUCUAAGCACAUAACCUCAAAUAUAGGGGAACUAAUCUUGAUAAGCACAGUGAACAUUCUGAAACAAGCACACAUUUCUACCCAGGUUUUAAAGUUUACAAGAAAGUUCUAGAAACGUACAGUACACUGGAUCUUCACAUAGAUGGAGAAUUGUAGCUUUGGUUAGUAGUUAGCAGUCUGUUUUUAGGUUCUGGUUUUAGUUUAUUCCAAAACUAUUCACACCGCACAUUGUAUUUUACAUUUAUCAUUAAUUAAAUUACGACAAAACCAGGUGCUCCAUAAAACAAGACAUUCACCAUCUACUAAUUUAAAUAUAUUGCGUUGCUUGCUCUGAGUAGAAUUUCUGAUCUAAAGAGUGUUACACUUUCUAAAUGAGGUUUUAUUUGCUGACAGGUAAAUAUGAAGUUAUUAUUCUCAGUGCAUAUUGGGACAGCAUGGAGCUCAGACCAUAUUCUGUUUGUGGUUGCCUGUCUCGUGUGUUCAUGCUGUAGUAAGUGAAGCUUAGCUGCCACGUUACCAUGCUAUCUCUCUCUAUAUCCCCCAACCCCUCACCAUCUCUGCUGCCCCCACAACUCUUCCUCCCUUUGUACAGUAAUGUAAAAAAUAUAUAAUCGGACUGUGUAUGUGUGUGUUUAUCUUUGCUUUUAUUUCGAGGGCGGGUAAGUGUUUUUUUGCGGGUCGGGGGUGGGCGGGUAUUGUUUCAUUUUGUUUUUGAUUUGUCAUUUUUCUCGUAGUGUAAUGUAGACGACGUCAGGUGUAUUGUGUACUCUGUGUGUAGUGGAUUUGCUCUUACUGCUGAGCCUGCAUGUAGAGCAGGCGUAGUGUCAGUAUUGAUGUCAAUGUACCUCUAACCUAUCAGAACUAGCCAAGUCUUAUUCUGCUAAUAAUAUAGUCUAUCUUUUAAGAAGAAGAAAACACGUUUUGUACUAAAAGAAGAGAAAGAAAACUACAUAUUUUAUCUUCAGAUUUUAAUCAUUGUUUAUCCAAUGUUAAAUGACACUACUUUUUUUGUUUGUUUUUUAAGUUGUAUUCAUUGAAACAUUAAGAUAAAGCCAGCUAAUAUUAAAAAGCAUUUCCAAACAAAAAGCUUUGGAUCGAAACUUGAACUACAAAAGAAUGGUUAGUUUUUACUGUGAGCUUUGGUGUAGAUGGCGGCUGCAGCUACAUGACGAUGCUAUGUUUAAAAACCGUAUCACAUGAACUUAAAGAUAUGUUUUACACAGUGCGGCGCCAACAGUCGUACAUCACUGUUUACCUUUAAUAUUCUGUGGCCCUUAACCCCAACCUUUUGUCUAGUUGUUACAAAAUUUUACAAAACAAAUUAGCAAACUCAAAACACCAAAAUGACUCUGCCACCAGGAUCGAAUUAGCAUCAGGACCCAUUAACUCACUUUUUCAUUCUUGUGCAGCUCUGAUGCAUAAUAUCGGAACAUCAUUUUGUUUUAUGUGGAUAUUUUAGUACAAUUAUGUAUCAGACAAGGGUCCAGUUACUAUUAUGUUUUGAUUUAUUUCUCAUGUUGGUACAGUAAACUUCCAUUAUCCGGCUACCAAAAGAGAAGGACCAAUUUAGUUCUUCUUAAAAUUAAAAUUAAAACACAAUUGAAAAAUAGUUUAUAACUGACCCAUGUCUGCACAUACUAAUAUGCUAUUGCCUAUUAUCAUCUUACACUGAAGUGGCUGUGCAGAAAGACACUGAUGUCGAAGAAUGUGAACUACGUGAAGCUUCGGACCAUUUUUAUACACAAAUUCACAGCACAACUGUUCUACUGUAUUAAAAAACAAAACUGACUUUACCUUGUUUCUGUGGUUCUCUGUAAAUUACAGAACAUUACCUCUUGAAUUUCUUACUACUGCUCAUGUAAGCAUACUCUUAUGUUUCAGCACUUUAAAGAAAUCAUUUGUUUUUUUGUCUAAGCAACAGAAAAAAAAACAUUAGAAUAAGAAUUCACACUUCCAUUUUGAAAAAAAGAAAACAAGUAAAUAAUGUCUUAUUUUCAGUGGUCUGGUUGGAAGAACCUGUCCAAGUGUCAGUGGACAAAUGCUGUGUUGUUGCUCUGCCAAUAUAAAUGGUUUAAUGGGACGAGUGGAGAGAAAAAGCACAAGUGGGAAAAAGAACACAGUUCUUUUUGUAUCCUCUAUCAUAUCUAUCUGUCUAUCUAUCUAACCAUGUCUGUUCUUGUUCUUCAACCUUUAGGGCCAAAAUCCAUUGAAAUGUCUUAGUCCUGUCAGCUGUAUAUCGUAAACUGUUGAAUUACAAAAUGGUAAAUAAAAUCUAUUUUAAAGAUCAGUA